Molecule: messenger RNA, 2868 nt
Organism: Manduca sexta (tobacco hornworm)
Lineage: Eukaryota; Metazoa; Arthropoda; Insecta; Lepidoptera; Sphingidae
Product: cilia- and flagella-associated protein 52
Exons: 16
Coding region: 110-2440 (776 amino acids)
Biological process (GO): cilium assembly
Molecular function (GO): protein binding
Source: RefSeq, a predicted model, not a curated record
AAAAAAUUGUCACCAUGACAACGUCUUGUCACCUGUUGCUCGGCAGCGACCAAUACAAACACGGACAUUGUUUUUAUUUAACGUUUAUUCUAUACAAUAAACACUAAUUAUGGACGUUAAGAAUCUAGAAACGUACGCUAUCAUUGGAUUCGAUGGGUCGGCCAUUAGAGGUUUGAAAGUCCAUCCCGACUGUGCCCAUAUCGUGUAUCCUAUGGGAAACAAGGUAUGCAUCCAGGAGUGGAAGACGAAAAAGAUGUACUUCCUCAGCGGGCACACAAACAGCGUGUCGACAGUCGCCGUGUCUCCAAAAGGGACUUAUGUUGGCUCUGGACAGAUCAAUCACAUUGGAUUCAAGGCCUCAGCAAAGCUCUGGGAUUUUAACAAGAAGACUUUGAUUGGGAGUCAUGAGUUGCAUAAGGUACGUGUAGAAGCGCUGACAUUCUCAUCGGACGAGCGCUACAUGAUCUCGCUGGGUGGACGCGACGACGGGUGCGUGGUGCUGUGGGACUGCGCGGCCGGGGCUGCGACAGGCACCGCGGCCGCCGCCAAGCUCACCACUGGCGACGCCAUGACACUCACCCCGCUCAAUCUGAGGGUCAACUCAUUUGUCACAGGCGGAGAUUCAAAUCUGCGCGUGUGGAACAUCCGCGCGGCGAGCAAGAAUUUGGACGUGGUGGACGUGUCGUUGGGCAAGCUGCGCAGGAGUGUGCGCUGCAUCGCCAUUAGUAAAGAUGACGCGUACGGAUAUGCUGGGACUACCACUGGAGACAUGAUAAAAUUCUCAAUAAACUACCCGCCGGAUCCGAUGGAGUCGGUCGCGCAUUGCAAGCCAGCAUUGCUGGGCUGCCUCGCUAAAUGUGGACCAUGGAAGAAAGGCAGGAAACCGGAAUCGCUGUGCUACAGUCAAGGAAUUGAAUCGAUUUUAAUAAUGGACGACGGGUGUCUGAUCGUGGGCGGCGGCGACGGCACCGUGGACCUUCUCGACGAGAUCAACUGGACCGGACCCUUCCCCAAGGGCAAGAUACUCGAUCCGAACAAGCCCCAUUUUAAAGCAUUAAAAUCCGCCAAGCUCAUAGGCAGCAUAACUUCUCUAGAGCUGAUGGAGUCCCCUACGUUAGCGGGUGACAAGCGGGUGCUCCUGGCCGGGACUCGAACCAGUGAGAUCUACGCCAUCAACAUCGCUACGUUUGUUCCCGUACUGGUCGUCACGUGCCAUCGAUGUGCUAUUAAUGACGUCGCUUUCCCCAGGGGCAUGUCUGGAGUGUUCGCAACAGCCGGCGCGGGAGACGUCCGCGUGUGGUGUCUGGAGACAUGCCAGGAGCUGCUGCGCAUCGUCGUUCCGAACUUCACUUGCUCCUCUGUCCUGUUCUCGGGAGAUGGGAAGUCUAUAGUCUCGGCAUGGAACGACGGGUGCAUCAGGGCGUUCACUCCGCUGACGGGGCGGCUCAUCUACUGCAUCUACAACACGCACAACAAAGGCACCUCCGCCAUCGACAUGACGCAUGACGGCAGGACGCUCAUAUCCGGUGGCUGCGAGGGACAGGUGCGAGUCUGGGACAUAAAACCUGAAUGUCAGAGUUUGAAGAAAGUGCUAAAGGAACAUAAAAGUCCGGUGUCCGCUAUACAAGUGUCUCCAAAUGACACGGAGGCGGUCAGCGCCGGGACAGAUGGCUCCUGCAUUAUCUGGGAUCUCAUUUCCCUGUCCCGCCGCCAAGUGAUGUACGCGAACACGCUGUUCAUGUGCGUGUGCUUCGAGCCGCGCGGCUGCCAGCUGCUCACGGGCGGCUCCGACCGGCGCGUCGCCUACUGGGAGACCGGCAGCGGGAACCUCGCCAGAGAGUUGGAAGCGAGUAAAAUGGGAGCCAUCAACGGUCUCCAUAUAACGCAAAACGGUGAACUCUUCGUCACCGGCGGCAACGAUCAAAUGGUGAAGCUGUGGAAGUACCAGGAGGGCAUAUACACGCACAUGGGUCUCGGGCACGCGGGCGCGGUGACGUGCUGCCGGUUCAGUCCGGACGCGCGGCACGUCGUCAGCUGCUGCGCUGCUGGGAGCAUCAUCGUGUGGAACAUGCCGGAGCAAUACAUCCAAAAAGAUCAGCCCGCUAGUGGCCGGCAGAGCGUCAGGGAAUCACCGAAGACAUUACAAGAAGAGCUCAAACUACCACUGUCAGAUAAACCCACACAAAAAGCUUCUGGCGAUAGACCGAAUAGAAUUCCAGCUGCUCCAAAUAAGGUGGAAAAGAUCCAAGCUAUGGACACUAGCCGUAGCAGUGUGCACUCGUGCUGUCCGUGUGAAGUGACCGCGCGGUCUGACAAGAGUAAGAAAAGUACUCCACCCGCUACAGGCGGCAGCAAAUGUUGCAGACCUCCUGUUGCAGAUAAUCUACCGACGAGGACUACAAGCAAGGAGUAUGUCAGCGGCGGCGGGGAUAGAAAAUAACAUUGCCAAAUAUUGAACUUUAUCAAGACUGGUUUUGUAAUUUCAUAGUAUUUAUUAAACUAUUUUAAUUUUAUACUGGGUUAUAUAUGACAGUUUAUGGAAGAUAGUUAGCAUAAGGUUCUGUUAUGCUAACAAGCAUUUCUAAAGAAAACAUGCAUUCUGAUUAUAAAUAAUUAUUAUUCCAUUUAUAUAAAAAAUUUACAGAUAUAUCACACUUCAAAUGCAUUGAAUAUUAUCAUUCCUUAUAUCACUAUAAUUCUACAUAAUAGAUUCAUUGACUUUAUUUAUUAAUAAAAAAAAAAAACAAAUUAAGUUGCUCUAUAACCACCAUUUUUAAUAAACAUUCCAAUAGCUUUUUUCAUUCUAUCUCAAAAAUGGACCAAUCAGAACAAAAAAUUGACAUGCUUCAGUGGCGAAGGGUGAAAAUU